UAAUAUCUUAAUAAUUAUCAAUUUUUGCACAAUAUAAGGCAAAUGGGAAUGAGUCAUGCGCAUUAGUCAAUAAAAUAUUAGUAUGUUACUAUAAUUGCCGUUGCGAAGACUGAAGUUUCAAGUUCACAACACUAUGUCACAAUGACCUAGUACAACUAGUACAAGUGAAGCUAUAAUUUCCUAUUUUAACAUUACCAGAACCACUCGAUUGGUUUAUUUUCUAUACUUGUAAAUUUUAAAUUUGGAAUUCAGAAUUAUGGAGGAAGACAAUUCUUUUUCUAGCAGAUUCACAAAGAAAUCUCAACAGAUGCCCUUGUAUCCAGUUGGAAUAUUGGGAUUUGGAUUAGUAGCAGCCUAUGGACUUUAUAGAUUUAAAUCUCGCAAGGGACGUACAUCCUUGUAUCUUAUUCAAUUACGGUUAGCAGCUCAAGGAACAGCUGUAGGAAUCAUUGGAAUAGGUGUUCUAUAUAAUAUUUAUACUGAAGCAACUUCAAAAAAAAGCUGAAACAAUACUAUGUAUGAUUUGUUAGUAAAAUGUAUUACCUAUUAAAUAGUAUCACUAAUAAUAAUGAUUAAAUUUUUUUUGUGUUAAUGUAUUGUUAUGUAAGUAUGUAACUAAAAUAUAGUGUACACUAAUUUUAUGUUUUUUUCAUUUACUGAACAAAAAUAGUAUUGUUUAUACCUUAUUAUUUAUAAAGUUAUAAGUACUAUGAUAUUUUAUUAAUUAUAUGUAAACCUAUAGGUGUUAAAUGUUAAUGUACUAUUAGAAAUAUUGUUGGCUAAUAUUGUAUACAUAAAUCAAAUGAGGAAUGCAUAUAAAUUCUUAGAAUUUGUGACUUGUGAGUAUUGGAUAACUUAAGAUUGUUUAUAUUUUAUAUUUUAUUUAUUUAAUUACAGUUACUUUUAAUUGAAACAAAA
Myzus persicae (green peach aphid) is the source of this 918-nucleotide messenger RNA. RefSeq names its product HIG1 domain family member 1C-like. Bases 257 to 505 code for a protein of 82 amino acids. Gene Ontology annotation, cellular component: mitochondrion. NCBI's taxonomy places the organism in Eukaryota, Metazoa, Arthropoda, Insecta, Hemiptera, Aphididae. The transcript is spliced from 3 exons. Gene Ontology annotation, biological process: mitochondrial respirasome assembly. The record is from RefSeq and is a predicted model, not a curated record.